Messenger RNA from Blastocystis hominis, 1728 nucleotides. RefSeq lists its product as hypothetical. Lineage: Eukaryota; Bigyra; Opalinata; Blastocystidae. The transcript is spliced from 2 exons. Bases 1 to 1593 code for a protein of 530 amino acids. The record is from RefSeq and is a predicted model, not a curated record.
AUGGAAACGAAGGUCGAACAAAAGGCGAAAGUGCCAUCGAAGGUGGAAUCGAAGGUGGAAUCGAAGAUCGAUUCGAAGGUGGAAUCGAAGCCAGUAUCGAAAGUGGAACCAAAAGUGGAACCAAAAGUGGAACUCAAGAACGACUCUAAAGUGGAAUCGAAAGUGGAAUCUAAAGUGGAACCUAAGGUUGAAUCGAAGGUUGAAUCAAAGGUUGAAUCAAAGGUUGAAUCAAAGGUUGAAUCGAAGCCAGAAUCCAAAGUGGAACCCAAGAACGACUCCAAAGUGGAACCAAAAGUGGAAUCUAAAGUGGAACCAAAAGUGGAACCUAAAGUGGAAUCUAAAGUGGAACCGAAAGUGGAACCGAAAGUGGAACCCAAGAUCGACUCUAAAGUGGAACCGAAAGUAGAACCAAAAAUUGAGCCCAAGCCGGAUUCCAAGCCGGAUUCCAAGCUUUCCUCGAAGCCAGUAUCGCGUUCCAGCUCUCGCCUCUCCUCCAAGCCUGUUUCCAAGCCUGUUUCCAAGCCAGACGCGUCUCUCAGCUCCGCCAAGCAGUCCCCGGACGCGCCUUCUCUCCGUUCCUCCUCGCGUCCCUCCGCGCGCGCUCCCAAGCCCUCCAACCCCUCUCUCCGCUCCUCCUCGCGCCACGACCCCAAGCCGCUCCCCGCGGUUCCCUCGGCCUCCCCCGCGGCCACCGCUGCGCUCCCUCCGAGCCAACCCGCGGUUCAGCUUCGCGCCGUGCCUGCAAGAGACGCUUCGCGGAUGUCGCCGCUUUCUUUCUCUCCGUCCCUCAUCGAUUCCCUGCCCCCCGCCGUCGACGUCGCCCUCCCCUCCGCGGGGAAGCGCCUCUUCGACCCGCCCGGACCCGCGGGACCCGCGGGACCCGCCGAGGCCCCGCCCGGGAUUUUCCCGCAUCUCUGCGCGUCGGACGCGCGGCCGUCGCCCGCGUCGCGGUCCGACACACCCGCUGCGCGUCGUCCCGCACAGUACCCGCUCUAUUCGCAGCCUCUCUCGCCGAACGCGGCGGAGUUCUGCGUGGCCGCGCAGCCCAAAGAAAACUACACGGUUCCGUCCAUGUUUGCGGGGCAGGGAAUGGUGCAGCAGUCCCGCGGGUCCAUGAGCGGGUCCAUGGGCGGGUCCAUGAGCGGGUCCAUGGGCGUUGCACCGUGGACGGAGAAUUUGUACACGCCGUACGAGCAGCCGAUGCGGACGUACGACUUCGUGAACUACCCGUAUUCGGAUAUGCCGUACUUUGGAUAUCCGUACCGCGAGAUGGAUCACGUGCAUCGACCCUAUCAUCCCAUGGAUGACUACGACGGGCUCGGCUAUAUGAACAUGUCCUACACGCCCAGCACCAUGCGCGGCAAUCGGUCGGAGGGAUUGGGGCCGCAUUCCUACGGAGGGAACUCCCUGCUGCCCUCCGGGCUGGUGGACAAUCCACAUAACUCCAUCUACUUCGAUAGCCGCAUGAAUGAUCCGGCAACGACCCCAUCCCCGACGAUUAUGAAGACGUGCCGCUCACGCUGCGCGACCCCGACAACAUUGUGUUCCCUCCCUCACGCUCGCCCUCCGUUCCUCGGACCUAUCCUCGCAUGAACGACGGACUGGGAUCGCUGCCUUCGGACAAUAGCCGCUAUGGAAGCUACAACAUGCGUCGCGAUCCAAGUGGCGGAUUCUACCCCAUGCACACUUCGUAUUCAAGAACCAUGGAUGAUUCAACCCAUCGAUUCU